AAAUGUCAUUUUUUUACGAAAUUUGCAACAUUUUUAUAUUAUCCUCAAUACAUUACUUUCUAUAUAACUAAUUAGUAAAGGUAAAAAGUAGCAGUUUAGUUAAUACCGCGAUGGAUAUUUCAAGCGUUUAUAACCUUGUCAUACGCGUCACGUAACAUUCAGAGGCUCCGAUGGUUAGGAAGACGAUGGUGCUGAGCACGGAGUGGGCGCAGGUGGAAGUGGUUGAGCUUACGAACGACGGGAAUGGUUUAGGGUUUAACCUAGUGGGGGGACGUAGCACGGGUGUCGUGAUUAAAUACGUUCUUCCUGGAGGAAUCGCUGACAAGGACGGACGACUGCAGAGUGGCGAUCACGUACUUCAAGUCGGUUCAAUUAACCUUCGCGGCUUCACGUCGGAGCAGGUAGCUGCAGUGCUGCGUCAGGCGGGGCCCACGGUGCGCCUUUUGGUCGCUCGGCCUGCAGAUCCUGCCGCAGCACUCCGCGCUCCAAUUCCUGGCACUGCACUCGUACCCACUAAACUCUUAGCUGAUCCCGAACUUCUCGAUCGUCACCUUAUCGAAGCGGGUUAUGGAGCAGUCUACGAUUUGUCUCAGUGUUACAGUGACUACAUCAAUGGACAAAAUGUAGAGAUUGAAAAUUUAGCCUUAGUGGCAGCAGUCAGUGUUAUUGGUGAAAAUCCUCAACAGAUCCCAGACCACCCAAUUGUUGCUGAUACUCUUUCCCCGACAAUAACUAUAACAGUCCCAGUGGAGUUGCCUACACCUCCAGAAGUGGAAAUAGUUCAUGUAGACUUAAAUAAGAAUGUGUAUGGUUUAGGUAUAACAGUGGCCGGAUAUGUAUGUGAAAAAGAAGAACUAUCUGGAAUCUUUGUUAAAAGUAUAAUUGAAGGUAGCAGUGCCGAACAGAGUGGUCAGAUAAGGUUAAAUGAUAGAAUUAUUGAGGUUGAUGGUGUCUCUCUAGCAGAUAAAAGUAAUCCUCAGGCUGUGGAGAUAUUAAGAAAUACUGGUAUAUCAGUUCAUUUAGUUUUAGAAAGGUAUUUGAGAGGUCCAAAGUAUGAGCACUUACAAUUAGCUAUAUUUAAUGAAGAACGACCAGCUUCACCUUCUCCUUCCGCAACUACCCUGACCUGGUUCCCAGUGCCUUCCCAAGCAGAAGAUAUCAGUACUACAGAAAUUGAGCCUGAACCUGAAUCAAAUACCACCAUAGAUUCUAGUGUAUUAGAGGUUGGUGAAUGUGAUGCAAAUGAUCCUACUCAGGAAGAAUUAGAUGCAAAAUUUGAUGCAAUUCUAGCUGUAAGUGAAGAGGAAAUAAAAAUUAGGUGGGAAGAGGAGAUUGGUCCUGGUAAAGACAUUAUUGUGGCAGAGGUACACAAACUAUCGGGCUUAGGAAUCAGUUUAGAAGGAACUGUAGAUGUAGAAGGGGGCCAAGAAGUGAGACCUCACCACUAUAUCAGAUCAGUUUUGCCAGAAGGUCCCAUAGGACAACAAGGCACACUUGCAGCAGGUGAUGAACUUCUAGAAGUAAAUGAACACAGGUUACAUGGACUUACACACACUGAAGUGGUCAAUAUACUAAAGCAGCUCCCGAAUAGGGUACGCCUAGUUUGUGCAAGAAGUAGCACAGAGAGUGGACCUCGCCCUGUUGUCAAUCUAGCCCAAGAUCGAGAAGGCUUUGAAGCACGAAAGAUCAUAUCUGGUAGUUUAAAUAAUUUGACAACUAUAGUCAAAGCUCAAUCAGAUACAUCCAUCAAUACAUCGAGUACUGCUACUCUCACUAACCAAUCUAAUCAAUCAAAGAAAUCUAAAUCUCUAGAGUGUGUGUCAGGCCUAGCCAUGUGGCAGAGUAAAGAAGAUAUUGUGAAGCUGAUGAAGGGUGAUCAGGGGCUUGGAUUUUCUAUACUAGAUUAUCAAGACCCAAUUGAUCCUAAUGGUACUGUUAUUGUGGUAAGGAGCUUAGUUCCUGGAGGUGUGGCAGAAAAAGAUGGUCAAAUAUCACCUGGAGAUAGAGUGAUGUCUGUGAAUGGAUCAAGUAUCAAAAAUGCUACUCUGGACCAAGCGGUUCAGGCUUUGAAAGGAGCUCCGAGGGGAGUUGUACGAGUCGGCAUUGCGAGACCACUCCCAUCCUGUGACUCCUCAAAAUCAAAGAGCACAAGUACUCUCAACAUCAAACCCAGUUAAUUUUAGCCUUUAUAGCUGUUAGUCUUAAGAACACACUGUGUUAACGACUAGUCAGAGUUUAAACCAUAUCUAUUUUACGCUUAACAGAGCAAUAUACACUGAGCGUUUAGAACGCAGAUUAUAGACAUUUAAGUAAAGCCUAAAUAUUACACCAACUCAAUUUUAGAAGGGGCUAUUGCACCAUCUACCUAGACAAACCAUUGAGCUACAUAUAGCCGGGACGUAGGAAAUAGAUCUCAAAAUCGUUAGUAUAACAAUAAACUACGCUUUACCACAUAUUGUACAUAAGCCACGUCUCUUUUAAUGCACAAUUCUCACAUAAAACUAUUAUUAAAAACCUUAAAAGUAUUAUGAUUUUAUUUAAAACACAUGUUGCAUGUACGAGUAUGUACGCAACUAUAUUGUUCUGUUCUAAAAACACCUUCAUGUAACCGACUGAAGUUCGAAGUGUGAAUGAUAAAAAUUCAAUAAAUGAAUUAAGUUUAAAUAUAAAAACAAACUUUAAUACAUUUAGUUAUAGGUUUAGAAUUAACACAACCGUAGAUUAAACCUAAAGGGAGCAAAUGACGAAGUACCUUAUUAAUGUAUGUAAUCCCGAGUUUUGAAUCUCAUCAGUAUAUUAUAUACAAGAUUAUAAUAUAUUAAUUAUAUGUUUUAUAUUAUAACACAUAUGUUAUAAAACAAGCGUACAUUGUCAAUAUCCGAAUUUGGAUAUUGGUAGUACUAAGAAUAUAUCUGUCGUUGUACUAAACACAAGCCUAUCUGUUACUUGAUUACAAUUCCUGCAAUAUAUAUAGCAUUUGAUCUAUAUGUUUAUUUACAAUUUAAUCUAGUCAUUUUAAAUAUCUAUAAAUUUAAAAAUGCUCAAAUCACGUACCAGCUAUCAAUACUGUCAAUUGUCAAUAAGAGGUAAUUAAUAAUAAUCAUUUAUAACAAUAGUCAGUGUUGCCAUAGAUACAAAUAACUGUAAAAAAUUAGAACAUAGUAUAUUCAUCUUGUCAAAAAAAAAAUUAGAUUCUGUAAUUCUAACGAACUUGUUGAAUAUCACAAACAAAAUGGAUCUGAUGCAGCCGUGUAUGACAAUAAGUCUUAAUGUGACAUUAUUUACGUGUCUAAUCCAGUGUUUCAUAUUUAUUAACAAUAUCUUCCCGUUUGACUGAAAUAGAUAUAGUGUUUUUUAUUGGUAUGAGAUUUAACUCUUGCCAUUUCGAGGUCCCCAGCGACCUGUACUUGCCUGUUAUGAUAAAUAACCUACAUUUGUACCUGCUUCGUAUGUUAUUAAUUUUAAACAUUAACGUCACCUGUUUCAUGUUCUUUAUUGUAUAAAUUUUAUUUAGAUCGCACAGAGAUUAUAAAUAAGAAGAAUAAAAGAACGAAAUAAAACUUAAUAUGUACUAAA
This is a messenger RNA of Danaus plexippus (monarch butterfly), 3576 nucleotides long. Its product is annotated as patj homolog. The coding region runs from base 171 to 2177 and encodes 668 amino acids. Lineage: Eukaryota; Metazoa; Arthropoda; Insecta; Lepidoptera; Nymphalidae. The record is from RefSeq and is a predicted model, not a curated record. Gene Ontology annotation, molecular function: protein binding. The transcript has a single exon.